This is a messenger RNA of Strigops habroptila (Kakapo), 1464 nucleotides long. RefSeq names its product 5'-AMP-activated protein kinase catalytic subunit alpha-1-like. Gene Ontology annotation, biological process: protein phosphorylation; intracellular signal transduction. Gene Ontology annotation, molecular function: protein serine/threonine kinase activity; ATP binding. Gene Ontology annotation, cellular component: cytoplasm. NCBI's taxonomy places the organism in Eukaryota, Metazoa, Chordata, Aves, Psittaciformes, Psittacidae. The record is from RefSeq and is a predicted model, not a curated record.
AUGGCGCCCUGCGGCGUGCGUGCUUUGCGCGGACUCGGGCCUUGGCUCAAGAUGGCGCUGUUGGCGGAUAAACAGAAGCAGGAACAUGGGUGGAUAAAGAUUGGGUAUUACAGUUUGGGUGACACGUUCGGCGUAGGUACCUUCGGCAAAGUCAAGGUUGGCAAACAUGAGUUAACUGGGCAUAAAGUUGCAGUGAAGAUCCUGAAUUGACAGAAGAUUCGCAGCCUUGAUGUUGUAGGAAAAAUCUGCAGGGAGAUUCAGAACCUCAAACUCUUCAGACAUCCUCAUAUAAUUAAGCUGUACCAGGUCAUCAGUAUACCAACUGACAUUUUCAUGGUGAUGGAAUAUGUUUCAGGAGGAGAACUGUUUGAUUAUAUCUGUAAAAAUGGAAGGCUUGAUGAGAAAGAAAGUAGAUGUCUGUUCCAGCAAAUCCUUUCUGGUGUGGAUUACUGUCACAGGCAUAUGGUAGUACAUAGAGAUCUGAAGCCUGAAAAUGUGCUGCUUGAUGCACACAUGAAUGCCAAGAUAGCUGACUUUGGUCUUUCAAAUAUGAUGUCAGAUGGAGAGUUUUUAAGAACAAGCUGUGGUUCUCCUAACUAUGCUGCACCAGAAAUAAUUUCAGGAAGAUUAUAUGCAGGUCCAGAAGCAGAUAUUUGGAGCAGUGGAGUUAUUCUCUAUGCUUUGUUAUGUGGAACACUUCCAUUUGAUGAUGAUCAUGUGCCAACCCUUUUUAAGAAGAUAUGUGAUGGCAUCUUUUAUACCCCUCGGUACCUGAAUCCAUCUGUAAUUAGUCUUCUGAAACACAUGCUGCAAGUAGAUCCAAUGAAGAGAGCAACAAUCAGAAACAUUAGGGAACAUGAAUGGUUUAAGCAGGACCUUCCCAAACAUUUGUUUCCUGAAGACCCAUCAUAUAGUUCUACCAUGAUUGAUGAUGAAGCCUUAAAAGAAGUGUGUGAGAAAUUUGAAUGCACUGAAGAGGAAGUGCUAAGUUGUCUAUACAGCCAAAAUCAUCAGGACCCUUUAGUGGUUGCUUAUCACCUCAUUAUAGAUAAUAGAAGAAUAAUGAAUGAGGCCAAAGACUUGGCUGCAAGCCCACCUGAUUCUUUUAAUGAUGAUUACAAUCUGUCUCACCCUCAUCCUGAAAGAGUGCCAUUUUUAGUAGCUGAAGCACUGUCCUCUCAUACUCUUGAUGAGCUGAAUCCACAGAAGUUAAAACACCAAGGUGUAAGAAGAGCUAAGUGGCACUUGGGAAUACGGAGGCAGAGUCGACCUCAUGAUAUCAUGGCUGAAGUUUGUCAAUCAAUUAAACAACUGGAUUAUGAAUGGAAGGUUGUAAAUCCAUACUAUCUGCGUGUUCGAAGGAAGAAUCCAGCGACCAGUGCAUAUUCCAAAAUGAGUCUACAGUUAUAUCAGGUGGACAGCAGGACAUACUUACUGGACUUCCGUAGCAUUGAUGGUAUGUGA